AUGCGAAUGGAUAUCCAUUUUAUCAACGUAGAGAUAAGGGUUUUAUUCAUGUCGGAGUACGUUUACAAAGGAUACGACUGCGCUAAUAUAGAUCUUAAAACUAAUUCGCUUCAAUCUCAUGAUGAAAUUAGAAUGCAUAUAAAUGCCCGAUAUGUAAGUGCAUGUGAAGCCAUGUGGAGAUUAUUAGAAAAUCGUAUGCAUGAUCGAUCUCACGGUAUAAAUCGAUUAGCAAUACACUUGCCAUUUCAUCAACCGGUAUAUUUUAUAGAAGGACAAGAACGUCAGGCAUUAGAGAAAUCUGCCAGCAGAAAUACUACAUUAACUGCCUACGCUAAUAAGUGGAAACUUAGACAAAGACAAAACAAUAUAUUAUCAAGGAUGUAUACUGUUGAUCCUAAAUCCGGCGAGAGAUUUUUCCUACGUUUACUAUUACUUCAUGUUGUUGGCGCCAUAAGUUUUGAAUAUUUGAGAAUUGUAAAUGGAGUUUUAUAUAAUACUUUUAAAGAGGCGGCUUUUAAAAGAAAUUUAUUGGUUGAUGACAAGGAAUGGGAAGCAUUUAUGGAAGAAGCGUCAACAUUUUUAAUGCCCAUACAGUUGCGUCAAUCUUUUGCCUUUAUUUGUAUUUUUUGUCAGCCAGAAAAUCCAAAUAACCUCUGGGAAAAAUUUAAAAAAUAUAUGAUAGAAGAUUUCGCACAUACCCAUACAGAUUCUAUUGUAAUUAAUAUGGCCUUAUCAGAUAUAGAAAAAGUAUUGCACGACCAUGGUUUUCGUUGUAGUAAUUUCAAUUUGCCUGUUCCUACUUUAAUAGCUCAGGAGGAUUUUUAUAAUAAUGAUCUUGAGGCAGCUGAGGCAUUGAAACUAAUUACUAAAUUAAAUUUUUUACAAAAAUCAGCCUUUGAUUUAAUCGUUCAAUCUAUCGAAAAUAAUGAUUUUCCUCAGCGUUGUUUUUAUAUUGAUGGUCCAAAUGGAUCGGGAACAACCUUUUUGUAUAAUACCCUAAUGUGCUACAUUAGAGGACGCAACCAAAUAGUUUUACCGUUUGCAACAACAGGCAUUGCCGCUAUUCUUUUAAAAGGGGGUAGAACAAUACAUAGUGGAUUUAAAUUACCUAUUCCGAUUGUUGAUAACUCUGUAUCUCGCAUGAGUCUUCAUUCCCCUGAUGCUACUGUUAUUAAAAGGUCCAAAUUAAUUAUUAUCGAAGCCACAAUGAUGACUAAAUACGCUUUACGCUGUAUCGAUAGAUUACUUAAAGAUAUAAUGCAAACAUAG
Molecule: messenger RNA, 1269 nt
Organism: Gordionus sp. m RMFG-2023
Lineage: Eukaryota; Metazoa; Nematomorpha; Gordioida; Chordodea; Parachordodidae
Exons: 3
Coding region: 1-1269 (422 amino acids)
Biological process (GO): DNA repair; telomere maintenance
Molecular function (GO): DNA helicase activity
Source: RefSeq, a predicted model, not a curated record